GCAUCUUACAUUCUUACUUCUUUUUUUAAGUUCUAAAUUUUAUAUUUUUCAUUAUUAUUUUAUUAAUGUUAGUUCUCUAUAUAUGCUCUCACUCAUCCUCCUCUUCUGUCCAAGUUACAUAGCAAAGAAACAGAGCAAAACAUGACUACUGCAGGAAUGAUCUCUUCUUCCUUUCAAGCCAUCUCCAAACUCAAUCUCUCAACUCCAAAAUCAACUCUUAAUCCGUCUACUAAUCUCAGCUUCAAUACCCAUUUCCCAAAAUCAAACUUUUCCUUCAAAAAUACCACUUUGAAAUCGAACAGAGCAGGUUCAGUUAGGGCCGUCAUGGCUGAUACUGUGAUGGUAAAAACAGAGAGCUUUUACGAUUUGUUGGGUAUAUCAGAAAAAGGAAGAAAAUAUCACCCCGACGUGUCUCCGCCGGAAUGCAAAGAAGAGUAUACAAAGAGGUUUAUUGAAGUUCAAGAAGCUUAUGAGACUUUGUCUGAUCCAAAAACCAGAGCUUUAUAUGACAGAGAUAUCGCCAGUAUAGGAUUAGACUUAAACUCGUUCUUCUUUACUGGUAAGCGACACAGAUCCCGCACCGGAUUUGAUGAUAGAUGUGAACGGGAACAAAAAUGGCAGUCUCAGUUUACAGAGUUAAUAAGAAGACGUAAUGCUAAAGAAUUUGAGGAUAGUACAUGGGGAGAUAGAAUACGUAGCCAAAAAAGUUAUUGCCAUAAUGUGUAAUUAAUUGUUAAUAAUAAUAUAACUUCCACAAGCCAUUUUCCCAAAUUUAAAUGGGAAAUGGAUCAGUUUUUAAAA
This is a messenger RNA of Jatropha curcas, 801 nucleotides long. Lineage: Eukaryota; Viridiplantae; Streptophyta; Magnoliopsida; Malpighiales; Euphorbiaceae. The record is from RefSeq and is a predicted model, not a curated record.